AUGUUGGAAUCGGUCCUGAUCAAAGAGAGGCAGAUGCGCAAAACGGUGAGAUGCUUGCUGGUAACCAUCGCGAGCGAUGACAAGAAUUUCCUGACGUCGACCAUCGAGCGAUCAGCGGAGGGGAAUAUAAUGAUUUGGCCGACCAAACUUCUGUUGGUGACUCAUCUACGAACGGAGGAAUUAUCUCCAAUCAGGAACCACCUCUCGGGAAUGAAUGGGAUGCUGUUAAUCCUGGAUAAGAAAUCUAAGAGGUGCAGCAUUUACACUUUCCUGCCUUACACUCAACGAAUGGUAGAGCUUGCUUCGUGGACAGCUAAGUACGGUCUUCUUCAUUCUUCCCAUCUCUCUUUAUUUCCUGAUAAAUUUGAUAGGUUGAUCGAUGCCGGACACCUAAUCGUAGCUGGAGACGAUUUCCCUCCCCACAUGAAGGUCACAGAAUUUCCCUACGGAAGAGACGGACCUCCUCACAUCUUCAUUGGCCCUUUGGGAAACUUCGUCGAGAUUCUGGGAAAUAGCAUCAAUUUCUCAUAUACUCUAGUGAGGCCUCCUGACAGAGCUUGGGGAUAUCUGCAGCCGAACGGGUCAUGGAUUGGGAUGGUGGGCAUGGUUUUCAGAAAGGAAGUCGACUUCGCCCUCGGCCCUUUUGUCCUAACCUACACGCGCGCACGAGCGGUGGAUUACGCCCUUCCGCUGGUCGGAGACAACAUUCGCAUCACCGCCAAGCGAGGAGCGACGGAGGUCGACCCGUGGGGAUUCGCACUUCCCCUAGCACCAGACGUCUGGGGGAUCACUUUCCUCUCCAUGGCGUUCGUGAUCCUCCUGACGAUGAUCUUCACCUUCGCCGAAACGUCGCGGAAUCUAACGAAAAGUUCUUUGAUGGAUAUCUUCCGAAUUCUGUUACAGCAAGACAUGAAUAUUUCGAGACCUGUAGAAUCCUGGGACCGCGUCCUUUUAGCAGCUUGGAUAGUCACCAUCCUCGUGCUCAGUAAGAGCUACAGCGGGAACCUCAUGUCGUUGCUGGCUGUACGGUACGUGCCCCAGCCGUACCAGUCGCUGAGGGCAGUUCUGGACGACUCGUCCAUCACGAUGCUCUGGGAAGGGGGUACGGCUUAUGUCCAGGUUUUCAUGAAUGCUGAAUCAGGCAUCUACCGCGAAGUGGCCGAAUCUCUCGGUAAAGGUCGGAUAUCAUAUGUGAAAUCGUCCGAGUACACGCAGGCAAUGGAGCAGGUCAGCAGGAGUAGCCAUCACGUCCUUAUCAUAGAAGACUUGGGCCUGCAAAUGCUUCUGGCUGAAGAUUUCACUAAGAGGGGAAGCUGUCUGUUCUACUUGUCAAAAGAACUCUUUCUUCCUUCUAUGUUUGGACUGGUUGUUCAGAAACACAGUCCUCUGGGACCUGCGAUUGCUAGAAGAAUGAGCUCGGUGACGGAAAGCGGACUGUACACCCAGUGGAUGAAAGACGCCGUCCCUAAUUCAACGGCCUGUCUUCAAGCCCCGACUAAGAUCGUCGUCCAGUCAGCUCUGUCUUUAUCUAAUCUUUGGGGAAUGUUCACGUUACUCGCUGGUGGAUAUGUGUUCAGUGCCAUAACAUUAGCAGUCGAAUAUGCUGUUUCCAGAUUCACCUUAUCUUCAUUUUAA
Molecule: messenger RNA, 1635 nt
Organism: Macrobrachium nipponense
Lineage: Eukaryota; Metazoa; Arthropoda; Malacostraca; Decapoda; Palaemonidae
Product: probable glutamate receptor
Exons: 11
Coding region: 1-1635 (544 amino acids)
Cellular component (GO): membrane
Molecular function (GO): ligand-gated monoatomic ion channel activity
Source: RefSeq, a predicted model, not a curated record